CUGAUGCCUGAUCAGUACGCGCGAGGAGUGGACUGGUUGGUUCGGUAUGGGUAUUUACCCUCUCCAGACACUCUAAUUGGUCGACUUCACACCAGGGAGGGUAUUGAGGAAGCUGUCCGUAAAAUGCAGCAGUUUGCUGGUAUUGAAGAGACUGGCAAACUAGAUCAUGCCACUUUGGAAGUGAUGGCCAGACCUCGCUGCUCUCUCCCGGACACCAUCAGCUCUGAGGAUCUGCUGAAAGGAAAGAGGAGAGGAAAAGAGAAGCUAAAGAGGAAAUACACUCUGCCAAGAUUGAGAUGGGACAAGACCGACAUCACCUGGAGUGUGCAAGAGUUUCCCUCUCCCUCAAUGUCUCCCACUCUGCAUCCAGGGCUGGUCAGACUAAUUCUGACCUCUGCCCUCCAAGUAUGGAGUGAUGUCACACCUCUACGUUUCCACCCCUCUUCAUACGACCCAUCACCACAGAUAGAAAUCAAAGUCACCUUUGUCAGCGGCUACCAUGAAGAUGGAUAUCCUUUUGAUGGCAGGGGGGGCACUCUAGCACAUGCAUUCUUCCCAGGAAAGGGAGAUCUUGCUGGUGACACACACUUUGAUGAUGGAGAGAGCUGGAGCUAUGGAGACUGGAGCAGCUCCACAGAUUUAUUCACAGUUGCAGUGCAUGAGUUUGGUCAUGCUUUAGGCCUGUUUCACUCAUCCUCCAAUGACUCCAUCAUGAAGCCUUAUUACCGUGGUCCUGUGGGAGACAUGCACAGCUUCUCCUUAUCCCUUGAAGACAGACUGAAAAUACAGGCGCUUUAUGGAAAGAAACAAGCUUUUAAACCUUCUGCACAACUCACCACAACUCAUCUGCCCCACUUCUCGACACCAGCUCCUCCUCCCUAUGACCCAGAAACCUCUGCUGAUCGCUGUCAGGGAGGUUAUGAUGCAGUCGCUAAUAUCAGAGGAGAGGUUUUCUUCUUUAGAGGUCCCCACUUUUGGAGGGUACAUCAUUCAAGCUCAUUAAUGUCCUUGACUGCAGCUCUGAUCCACAGAUUCUGGAUAGGUUUGCCUUCGGAAACAGCCAGAGUAGAUGCUGUUUACGAGAGAAGAGAUGGACAUAUUGUAUUCUUUAUUGGUAAUCAGUACUGGGUAUUCAGAGACACAGCGUCCCUCCCUGGUUACCCACGACCACUUUCAGAAUGGGGAUUGUGCACUUCUGCAGGAGGACGACCAGACAGGGUGGAGGCGGUAUUCGUGUGGCCACACAAUGGGAAGACGUACCUGUUCAGUGAUGGAGAGUACUGGAGGUUUGAUGAAAUGGGAACAGAGAGGAUGCUGGAGGAAGGGUACCCUAAACCAGCAUCCGUCUGGGGGAUGCCCUCUCACCCUGAUGAUAUCAUUGGAUUUCUAGACGGAGACACUUACUUCUUUAAAGACUCAAACUACUGGAUUUUAAAAAGAGGAGGCAUAGACCAGGAAUCUGCUUCUCCAAAGUCUAUUGCUACAGACUGGAUGAAAUGUGAUGGUCACAUAUUAACUCACACUCCUGAGGUUCCCAGAGGAAGCAAAGAUUGUACUUGUGUCCAGAGUACAGCAGCUAUAAUAUGCGCUUUGUCGUCUGUGAUAUACUUAAUUAUCAUUUGGGUUUUGGUUCUUAUAGUUUAUUGAUAAUCUUCAUAUUAUUUGCACAGUAUUUACUGUGUUGUUUUUAAUGUUGUGAUAUUGCCUGUGAAGUUAGUGAAAAUGUAACUGCCAUUGACUGGAUAGGAAAGUGUCCACUUGUAAUAUAGACUGUUUGACUGUUUCUUGAAUACUGUGUAUUCGGGGCUUUUUAACAUUUGUAACAUCCUCCUUUCUACAUAAAUGGCAUAAAUA
Messenger RNA from Puntigrus tetrazona (Sumatra barb), 1854 nucleotides. RefSeq names its product matrix metallopeptidase 25a (gene mmp25a). The transcript is spliced from 10 exons. Gene Ontology annotation, cellular component: extracellular matrix. The record is from RefSeq and is a predicted model, not a curated record. Gene Ontology annotation, molecular function: metalloendopeptidase activity; zinc ion binding. NCBI's taxonomy places the organism in Eukaryota, Metazoa, Chordata, Actinopteri, Cypriniformes, Cyprinidae. The coding region runs from base 4 to 1647 and encodes 547 amino acids. Gene Ontology annotation, biological process: proteolysis; extracellular matrix organization; collagen catabolic process.